UUGGACGGGACUUGAACUUCGCCAGGUUUGACAGGUGACAGGUGACAGGUAUUGAAUAACCUCAAUAUUUAUUAGUACAAUUUUCUGUUGUCAAUAACAGUAACUUUCUCAUAUUUGAAACAUAUAAUAAGUAUAAAAUAACAUUUCUAAGGCAACUUUUUAAAUUCCUGCGGAAAUUUAGGUAGAAAUAAAGGUUCUCCAGGUGGUAAUGCGCGUUCAAUAAAUAAAGUAACCUCAUCGUCUACGUCAAGUACAGAGAAAAGGAAGAGAUGGCAGAAGACAACCCAACGAAGUCGAGAAGAGACGCGGACGCCGAAAGGAGGGAUAUGGAAAUAAAUUAUUUUAACAACGCUACGCCGAUCUUCGACGAGAUCCUGCCCAAGAAGACUUCUUCCGACUUCUUCGAGCAGUCGAUCCCCGUAGGUCUAAGUCCUCUGUUGAACGUUGCGUCUACCAGCUGUUUGGACGUGGACAUCUCAAGGACAUCCAUGUCGCCUUCGCUGCUGGACACGACUGUCGACCGGGUCGAGCACAACACGUUGAGUGACGCGCACCGGGAUGUCUGGAUACCGUCUGAUCAAACGCGAAAGAUUCUACGGUCCAUCGCGACCUCCGCAGCAGGUAACAGUCACCUGGACCGAGAGAAUCUCACCAUGCCCGGUCUGGCCGUCCAGGGCGACAUGCCGGAUUUGAUUAAGAACGCGUCUAUCCAUUUUCUGGGCGAGGACGAGAACAUUCAUCGGAAUGUGCUCACAGCAUCCGAUGUGACUCAGGACGAACGUGGUCUGAGGAAUCUGAUACAGACUGGUUGCUACCGAGCAGCUGUCAACCUGUCCGGCAGACUGCUGGCCAUCUAUGCCCAAGGUUACGGCAAGAUCAAUCAACCUAGCAAGCACACGCCUCAUUCUCUGCAGCUCUGGUAUACGAGGCUCUCGCUGCUGGUGAAAUUGAGACAGAUGGACGUGUUGGAGAACGAAUCGAAGCCGUUCGGUAAUCUCGAUAAGCCCGACAUGUACUUUACCUUUUACCCGGAAUUGUACGGCACCAGACCCGCAUCCAUGGCAUCGUUCGCUUUCAGAUUACUGCUGGCAGAGAUUCCCUCGUAUUACGACAAGGCGAAACAAGCGUUGGAUAAUUUGUACAAACUCUUAGCAACCGUCCAUCAGAUUAUAGCGAAUUUCCAAGCCGGACUUAGCGGUGAGGGAACACACGCGAAGAUCAGCGAGUCCGAUCAGCGCGAGGCCGUGAAACUGUGGACAGCCAGAAGAACCAGGAUCCUCAUUUCCAUCGUCAACUGUGCCAUCGGUAUGAGAAACUAUAUUCUUGCGAUAGAGAUACUGGAGGAUCUCUGCGAGCUGCCCGAUUGGACUGCGGAGCAGAUAGGUAUCUUGAGGUCGGCCAUAGGAAGGGUGCAUUUGUUCCUCGGCGACGUCUCCGCGGCGGAGAAGUUUCUCGUUCGCGAAGAGAAUAAGGAGGAAAAGACCACGAGCGUCCGAGAACUGGUGGACAGCGGAUUAAUGGCGGUCGCGCAGAAUGCCUUUCAAGAAGCCUACAACUACUUUCAGUCGGCGUCGGCCUUGGAUCCCUCCAACGUAAUGUUGAUCAAUAACAUGGCGGUGUGUUUGUUGUACACCGGUCAGUUGAGGGCGGCCGUAUGGCUGUUCGAGAGUAUCAUCAAUAAAAAUCCAUUGAAGAGUCUGCAGGAACCCAUCUUACUGAACAUGUGUACGUCGUACGAGCUACAUACGACGCACUGUAAACAGCCGAAACUGCAUUUAUUGCGGCAGCUAAAUAGAUACAAAGGCGACGCGGCUGACAUUCAGUGUCUAAAGCUAGCUAUGUAAUAUUAGUCAUGAAUUUUUAUUGUUAAUGUUAAUGUUACGCCUUGAGACCUGAGCCCGUUUAUUCUCUUAGAGAUUGGAAGUUUCGUUGAAUAGUUAAUUCAAAUGUGUACAAAGAUAAUUGUAGGUUUUAAUACGACAGUUAUUUAAUUUGUGUCUUUAGGAGAAUUUGAGAAAAUUAUUCUAAAUUGAAUUCUAUUGUCUUCGAAUUUUAUAUUUAAUUGUAUUAUUAGGGUAAAUAUUUUUAAUCCUUUCUCACAUCUUUAAGAUUAAUUUUCUCAAAUGUAAAUUGAAGACUAUUGUUGUACUUUGAUUUAAAAAAACAAGUUAUAUAUA
This is a messenger RNA of Nylanderia fulva, 2177 nucleotides long. RefSeq names its product trafficking protein particle complex subunit 12. Gene Ontology annotation, molecular function: protein binding. NCBI's taxonomy places the organism in Eukaryota, Metazoa, Arthropoda, Insecta, Hymenoptera, Formicidae. Gene Ontology annotation, cellular component: Golgi apparatus; TRAPP complex. The record is from RefSeq and is a predicted model, not a curated record.